UAUGCAGGCGGGUCCACUGAUCCCGGGUUCGAGGCCCCGGCUCAGUACUCGGGUGGGACAGCUAGGUUUGUACUCUUGGCCUCAGUCCUGCUCAGGACGCAGGCACCUCAGUUUUCAUUUCGAGGUUGGUGAGAGAUCUCGGUGUCUCGGCACGCAGUAAGAACCUCCAUGAGCCUCGGUUUCCCCAUCUGUGAAAAGUGGGUCAUCUCAGAACCAAUCUGAUUUAGGAGAUGGCUGAUGAGGAAAGCGCCUGGCAUACGGCUCUUGGGACCAUGGGCCUCAGGCCCUGAGGACAGGAGGCUCCUUGUGGCCAUGAGGACAGGUGAUUGCUGCCACCUCCCCGGCUCCCUUUGCGACUGCUCUGGCAGCCCUGCCUUCUCCAAGGUUGUGGAGGCCACAGGCCUUGGACCACCCCAGUAUGUGGCACAGGUGACCUCAAGGGAUGGCCGGCUGCUUUCAACUGUCAUCCGGGCUUUGGACACACCGAGUGACUGUCCCUUCUGCCGAAUCUGCCAUGAGGGAGCGAAUGGGGAGAACUUGCUGUCCCCGUGUGGCUGCACCGGCACGCUAGGAGCUGUGCACAAGAGCUGCCUGGAGAAAUGGCUGUCUUCCUCCAAUACCAGCUACUGCGAGCUGUGCCACACGGAGUUUGCAGUUGAAAAGCGACCCCGCCCUCUCACAGAGUGGCUGAAGGACCCGGGGCCUCGCACUGAGAAGCGGACGCUGUGCUGUGACAUGGUGUGCUUCGUGUUCAUCACACCGCUGGCCGCCAUCUCAGGCUGGCUGUGCCUUCGAGGGGCCCAGGACCACCUCCGUCUGCAUAGCCGGCUGGAGGCUGUGGGGCUCAUCGCCCUCACCAUCGCUCUCUUCACCAUCUAUGUGCUCUGGACACUGGACCGCCCCUGCAGGUCUCUUUCCGAUACCAUUGCCAGCUGUACUCAGAAUGGAGGAAGACCAAUCAGAAAGUCCGCCUGAAGAUUCGGGAAGCAGAUGGCUCCGAGGACCCCCACCACUCCUUGCUGGCUACUGGACUCUUAAAAAAGGUGGCAGAGGAGACCCCUGUGUGAAGACCAGACUGGCAGAGCCCUGAGGUAGUGGGGAAACCAGAGGCAGAUGACAAUGCCUUGCUUUGGAAGGAUGGAAGCUGCCUGACCUUUCAUGCACAGCCACAAUGCUUCUCAGGCAAAGGGCCACAGCAAUCCCUGCCCUGUGCUCCUGGGUGAACAUGUUUUCAAGGGUUUUAUUUUACACAUUAUUGUACAUGACAGGGACAGAUGGACAGACCUGAGCUUUGGAUGGAGCAGGCACCCUCAUCUCAUUCUGAGAUCGGUUUGACACUCCGUGGCUAGCAGCUUUGGCUGCUUGUGCUGAGGGCGCCCGUGGGCUGGAAGGUUCCAGCAAGCUUCUAGCACUGCUCUGCACCUGGCCGGCUUGCUCUCCUGGCACUCUUGACUUUAUAUAAAGUUGCACUGCAUUUCAAAAACCCACCCCUGAAUGAAUAAAAGGAGCCCUUGCUGGCUAACAUGGACUCAUCAGUUACAUUUCUAAACUGCUCCAAGUGAGUGGUUCUAUGAGGGCAGAGCAGAAAACACUUGGCUUGUUUGGAGGGAUCUGUUAUGAAGCUGUCUUGGUUUCUUUUCUUUCUUUCUUUUUUCUUUCCUUUUGUUUUUUGUUUUUUGAGACAGGAUUUCUCUGUGUAGCUUUGGAACCUGUUCUGGAACUCCCUCUGCAGACUAGACUGGCCUCCAACUUACAGAGAUCCGCCUGCCUCUGCCUUCCGAGUGCUGGGGUUAAAGGUGUACGCCACCACUGCCUGGCUUCAUUUCUUUUCUUAUUUCUAUGAUAAAGUACUUAGAUAAAAGCAACUAAGUGGGGGUGCAGAGAUGGCUCGGUGGUUAGGAACAAUGGCCAUUCUUGUUCAAUUCCCAGCACUCAUAUGGCUGCUUGCAGUUGUCCCUAACCCCAGUUCCAGGGGAUCCAGUGCCCUCUUUUGUCUUCCACGGACACUGCCCACAUGUGGUGUACAUAUGUACAUGCAGGCAAAAUACCCAUACACAUAAAAUUUUUAAAAAGGCAACUUAAGAGAGAAAGCAUUUAUUUUAGCUCACAGCUCCAGCUACAGUCCCUCAUGGUGGGGAAAUCAAGGCACAGUUGAGUCUUUCUGCAUCAAUCAGUACAAUCAAGGGGCCCGGAGGUGGUGGUGCACGCCUUUAAUCCCAGUACUUGGGAGGCAGAGGCAGGCGGAUCUCUGUGAGUUCGAGACCAGCCUGGUCUACAAGAGCUAGUUCCAGGACAGGCUCCAAAACCACAGAGAAACCCUGUCUCGAGAAACCACAUAAAAAAUAAAGUGUGCUUCCCACAGUCAUGCCCAGAGGCUCAGCUCUCCAGGGACCCGUGAUUCUCUCAAGCUGACAGUUAAGCUAGCACGGAAGCCUAAGGAUGGAGUGAAAACAGUGUUAGAUCAAGAACAGGAUGCAGGGCCUGGGGACACAGCUCAGUGGUUAAAGCGCUUGCUACAUGAACACGAAGAAGACCAGACUUCCUAAAUAUAUAGAUUUGGGGUGUGUUUACGUGUGUGUCCCUGGUGAUGGUAGCCCAGCACCCAGGAGCUCUCAGAGCAAGCUGGCUAGCUGAACUAGCCAUAUGGGCAAAGCUCUGGGUUCAGCUGAGAGACCUUGCCUCAGUGGGUAAGGUGGAGAAGAUGAUGGAGACACCAGCAUUAACCUCUGGCCUGUGCAUGCGCAUGUGCACACAGGAGGAAAACAAAGAGCAGGACAAGGGGGAGGUGGGAAGAACCUCCUUCCAGUUUGCACAAGUGCGCUCACCCAUUGGGCCACCACACUGGUCUGCGCAGGAUUUAUGAUGAGUGAUCUUUUCAAAAUUUUAUUCUUUAUGAGUGUUUUGUUUUCCCCACACAUAUGACUACCAUGUUCAUGCAGUGCCCAAAGAAGCCAGAAGAGGGCAAGAUACUCCUAGGAACUGGAUGGAGUUCCAGAUGGUUGUGAGCUGACAUGUGAGUGCCAGGAACAAAACCUCUGUCUUCUACAAGAGCAGUGAGCACUCUUAACUACUGAGCCAUCUCUCCUGCUCCAAUAAAUGGUUUUCUUUUUAAAUUUAUUUAUUUUUAUUUAAAAAAUAUUUAUUUAUUUAUUUAUUAUGUAUACAAUAUUCUGUCUAUGUGUAUGCCUGCAGGUCAGAAGAGGACACCAAACCUCAUUACAGAUGGUUGUGAGCCACCAUGUGGAUGCUGGGAAUUGAACUCAGGACCUUUGGAAGAGCAUGCGGUGCUCUUAACCUCUGAGCCAUCUCUCCAGCCCUUAAAUUUAUGUUUUAAAUGAUUUUUAAAAAAAUAUUUUAGUUGGUGAUGUAGUUCAGUGAUUGAAUACUUGAAUAGCUCUGGGUUUGAGUUCCAAGAUCAUUACAUAAAUAUAGUUUUUAAUAUACUUCAGUAAUGCAUACACACUUUGAGACAGGGUCUGUGGGUAGCUCUGACUGGCCUGGAAAUCAAAAACAUCCUCUUACCUCUGUCUUCUGAGUGUUGGCAUUACUAAAGGCAUAUAACACCAUUCUUGGCAAUAUGUUUGUAUAUACACACAUACAUAUGUGUGUACAUAUAUAUACACACACAUAUAUGUAUGUAUAUAUAUAAUUUUAUUUUAUUGAGACAUGAUCUUACUAUGCACUGAGAUCUCACUGGCAAUAUAUAUAUGUAUAUACACAUACGUAUAAAAUAAUUAUACUAUUUA
Chionomys nivalis (European snow vole) is the source of this 3746-nucleotide messenger RNA. RefSeq names its product membrane associated ring-CH-type finger 2 (gene Marchf2). The transcript is spliced from 5 exons. The coding region runs from base 238 to 975 and encodes 245 amino acids. NCBI's taxonomy places the organism in Eukaryota, Metazoa, Chordata, Mammalia, Rodentia, Cricetidae. Gene Ontology annotation, molecular function: zinc ion binding; ubiquitin-protein transferase activity. Gene Ontology annotation, biological process: protein ubiquitination. The record is from RefSeq and is a predicted model, not a curated record.